Zygotorulaspora mrakii is the source of this 759-nucleotide messenger RNA. RefSeq names its product phospholipid metabolism-regulating protein SCS22 (gene SCS22). Gene Ontology annotation, cellular component: plasma membrane; endoplasmic reticulum membrane. The record is from RefSeq and is a predicted model, not a curated record. Gene Ontology annotation, molecular function: FFAT motif binding. Gene Ontology annotation, biological process: endoplasmic reticulum membrane organization. Lineage: Eukaryota; Fungi; Ascomycota; Saccharomycetes; Saccharomycetales; Saccharomycetaceae. The transcript has 2 exons. The coding region runs from base 1 to 759 and encodes 252 amino acids.
AUGACGUUAGUCGAUAUCAGUCCCGAUGUGCUGGAGUACAAGCCUCCAUUCACAGCCCAGUCUACUGAAUAUGUGACCAUUGCCAACAAUUCGCAGGAGCAGAUCGCUUUUAAGGUGAAGACGACCGCCCCAAAGUUCUACUGUGUAAGACCAAACGCUGCACUCUUGGGACCUGGUGAAUCUGUACAGGUGCAUGUGAUCUUGCUUGGAUUAGGAAAAGAACCUGAGGCCGACUUUAAAUGUCGCGAUAAGUUUUUGGUCAUCACUUUGCCAGCACCUUAUGAUCUUGGUAGUGAACCAGUGGCAAAUGCAUGGCCUAGAUUAGAAACAGAAUUCAAGCAGCAAGCUGUGUCAAAAAAAAUCAAGGUCAGGUAUCAGUUGGAUUCUAAACCCCAAAAUGAGAUUGCAACACCCACGGAGAAAGAGCACCAGCAAGCGAUCCCAGCACAGGUACAUGAGGAUGUGCAAACCGAGGUACAACCACAACAUUUGGAGGAACAAACCGAGAAGUCAUUGAAGGGGCAAGAAUCUUCCUCGCCAGCAGACUCUGUCCCACCGGUUACCGCAAAAUCUGAGACCACUAGCAACCCUGCAGUGAAUUCAGAGAAUAAAAUAAGAAAUAGUGAUAUUUCGGAUGCAAAAAUUACAGCAGCCUCGACUAAGAAAGAACCGCUAUCUGCCCAAGAGGGGUCUUUGAACUCAUCAGCACUAAUCAUGAUUGCUAUUAUUGCAUUAGUUCUGGGCUGGUUGUACUACUAA